Messenger RNA from Physeter macrocephalus (sperm whale), 2266 nucleotides. RefSeq names its product butyrophilin subfamily 1 member A1-like. Gene Ontology annotation, biological process: regulation of cytokine production; T cell receptor signaling pathway. The record is from RefSeq and is a predicted model, not a curated record. Lineage: Eukaryota; Metazoa; Chordata; Mammalia; Artiodactyla; Physeteridae. Gene Ontology annotation, cellular component: external side of plasma membrane. Bases 311 to 1948 code for a protein of 545 amino acids. The transcript has 10 exons. Gene Ontology annotation, molecular function: signaling receptor binding.
CCUGAGCAGGGGCGGUCUUUCUUCCAGUUUUCUGAAACCUUUUAAAAAAAACACCUAGGGCUUCCUUCGGGACCCCAAGCUUUCUAACGUCUGGUAUUCCCUUGGCUUCUUGGAGCAAGUGUCACAGGACAGAUCUGUAGACAGCCAACAAAAGGUAACCUGGAGGAAUGACGGAGAGCAUGUAUUCCUGGUGCCUGCGGCAGUGAGGGUGAGAAGUUCCAGGAUGCCUUCAUCUCUGUAAGAAACACUUCGGAGAUGUCUAUUUUUCAGGACCUCCCUAUGGGUCAUACUGUUCUCUGCUCUGGGAAAGAUGGUGUGUUCCCUGGACUUCUCUCUGCCAAGAGACCUCUUCUUUAUCCUGCUUCUCCAGGUGUCCAUAUGGGGCUCAGAUUCCUUUUUGGUGAUUGGUCCCUCGGAGCCCAUUGUGGCCAUGCUGGGUGCAGACACGGUGCUGCCCUGCCGCGUGUCCCCAGCCGUGAGCGUGGAGAAUAUGGAGAUCCGGUGGUUCCACUCCCAGUUCUCAGAUGCUGUGUAUGUGUAUCAGAAUGGAAUGGAGCAGGCGGGAGAACAACUAGUAGAUUUCAAAGGGAGAGCAGAGUUGGUGAAAGACUACAUCACUGAGGGAAGAGUAGCUGUGAGAAUCCACAGCCUCCGGGUCUCAGACAAUGGAAUGUACAAGUGUAUUUUUAAAAAAGGAAGUGAUUUUGAAGAAGCCCUUUUGGAGCUAAAGGUGAUAAGUUUGGGUUCUGGUCCUCAUAUUUUCAUGGUGGGUCCAGAAGAUGAAGGAAUAAGGCUGAAGUGCACAGGCAAGGGAUGGUUUCCCCAGCCUGAAAUACAAUGGGAAGAUGCAAAGGGAGAGAAGAUCCCAUCUCUCUCUGAAGAUGAGACACAAGAUAAUGAUGGGUUGUUUCAGAUUGAGGCAUCCCUUCUUGUGAGAGACAGCUCAAAGACAGAAGUGUCCUGUUCCAUGAAGAACCCUUUCUUUGGACAAGAGCAAGUGGAAACCAUUUUUAUCCCAGAACCCUUCUUCCCUAGGACCCCUCCUUGGAAGGUAGCAUUCGUUGUGACUUUGGUGAUACUUGGGGUUUUCGUUGGUGCUGUUGUGUAUUUGGCUCGGAAAGAACGACAGAAAAAGAAGAAACUAUCAGAAGUCAAGAAGGAAAAGGAGAAAGAAAGUAAAGCCAAAGAAACAUUUGAGAAAGAGCUUGCCAGAAGGAAGAAAUUGUAUCAGCAAGACUGGAGAAAAGCAGAGUUAUAUGCUGACUGGAGAAAGGAACAGUUCAAAGCAGUGGGUUUUACUCUGGAUCCAGCCACAGCUCAUCCCAACCUCAUCUUAUCUGAGAGCGGAAAACAUAUUUAUUCAAAAAAGAGUGUUUCUCAGAAUGGUGAAGCCCCAGCACACCAAGAGCAAGGGGAGUCUGAAGCCAUCUUCAGUGUCCUGGGCAAGAUUUUUCUUACUGUGGAGAGACAAUACUGGGAGGUAGAAGUAAAUAUUGGGACAGAAGUUGGAUCUAGAACUAGAUGGGCUCUGGGUGUUUGCUCAGACACAGCAGAGAGAGAGGGGUGGUUUGUAGAAUGUCCAGAGAAGAAUUUCUGGGUGGUGGUAUACAAGGCAGGAGAAUUCAUAUUUCCUACCUCCCAGAGAAAGUCUCUGUCACUGAGGCAGCACUCCUGCAGGAUAGGAGUUUUCUUGGACUGGGAUGCUGGGAAUGUGUCCUUUUACAAUAUGAUCGAUGGGUCCCACAUCUAUUCUUUUACUGGAAUCACCUUCUGUGGGACCCUUCGUCCUUAUUUUAGCCUUCAGGGUGCUGGCGCAUCUUUGACCAUCUGCGCAGCUUCAGAUCACACUGAAAAUUGUCCUGAUUCUUCUCCAAAGACCUCUCUAACUCAUUUAAGUUGUUGUGAUACAAGCAUCCCCCAAGAAACUAACUCUCUAUUACCUCCAUAAGAAGUGAAGUGUCAGCACCUCUCUGCCUCUGCUCAAGCUUCUUAUAGGUAUGUUGUCCAAGAAAGCUCUUCUUCUUGAAGAGUAGGUCAUUCUCACUAGGUAUAAAUCGACCCCUUUCAAAGAAAGGUAGAGGGAGAAAGAGAAAUGGCACAGCUAGAAGAUGUCUGGGGGAAUAUCCUCCAGUGUUCCCUUUGGGGAAAUACUCUUUCUGGGCAGCACCGAUUUGUCACGAGAAAGCUCCAAGUUAAUUCAUGGGCCUUUCUUCAGUUCUGGUACUUACUGUGUUUUGAAGUAAAUAUGUUUAAAGCUACAUUUAAA